AUGGCCGACUCGCUCAAACUCAGCGUGACGCUGUUGGGUGCAGGACAAGAAGUCGGACGCUCAUGCUGCGUUUUGCAAUAUCGAGGAAAGACCAUUGUUUGUGAUGCAGGCGUUCAUCCGGCGUACAGCGGCAUGGCAUCGCUGCCCUUCGUCGACGAGCUCGAUUGGAGUACCGUUGAUGCUCUUCUCAUAACACAUUUUCACUUGGAUCACGCCGCGGCGCUCACAUAUAUCACGGAAAAGACUAAUUUUAGGGAUGGUAAAGGAAAGGUGUACAUGACCCAUCCUACCAAAGCCGUGCACAAGUUCAUGAUGCAGGACUUUGUGCGAAUGAGUUCAUCCUCAUCCGAUGCCCUGUUCUCGCCGCUCGACAUGCAAAUGUCCCUCUCGUCCAUCAUCCCUAUCUCUGCCCACCAACUGAUCACUCCGUGCCCUGGAGUCUCGUUCACCCCUUACCACGCCGGCCACGUUCUGGGAGCCUGUAUGUAUUUGAUUGACAUCGCUGGACUCCGCAUUCUCUACACAGGCGACUACUCUCGCGAAGAGGACCGCCACUUGGUAAAAGCCGAAAUACCGCCCGUGCGACCCGACGUUCUCAUCGUGGAAAGUACAUACGGUGUGCAGAGCUUGGAGCCGAGGGACGAAAAGGAGCUGCGUUUCACGAGCUUAGUACAUUCGAUUAUCCGAAGAGGAGGCCAUGUCUUAUUGCCCGCAUUCGCGCUUGGUAGAGCUCAAGAACUGCUGCUUAUUCUCGACGAGUACUGGAAAAAGCACCCCGAACUCCACAAUGUUCCCAUCUACUACGCUUCCAGCCUUGCGCGGAAAUGUAUGGCGGUCUAUCAAACAUAUAUCCACACUAUGAACUCAAACAUCCGGACGCGCUUCGCUAAGCGAGACAACCCCUUCGUUUUCAAACAUAUCUCGAAUGUCCCUCAGAGCCGCGGCUGGGAAAAGAAGAUCGCCGAAGGCCCUCCAUGCGUCGUCCUCGCCAGUCCCGGAUUUAUGCAAACCGGUUCAAGCCGUGAACUGUUCGAGCUCUGGGCACCGGAUUGGAGGAAUGGCCUGAUCAUCACCGGUUACUCCAUCGAAGGAACUCCAGCGAGGGACAUUCUGACGGAACCGGAAGAGUUCACCACUUUGAAGGGACAUACUAUCCCGAGGAAGAUCUCGGUCGACUAUAUCUCGUUCAGCGCCCACGUCGACUUUUCCCAAAAUUCCGAAUUCAUAGAGCUAAUCAAGGCUCAACAUGUCGUCCUUGUCCACGGCGAACAAAACAACAUGGGUCGCCUCCGAGCAGCAAUGACAGCUAGGUACAAAGAUCGCGACGAAGACGUCAAAAUACAUACCCCACGUAACCUUGAGACACUAGAACUCUCCUUCCGUGGCGAGAGGGUGGCGAAGGCCAUCGGUACAUUGGCCGACAAAACGCCCAGCUCGGGGGACACUAUCUCCGGUUUGUUGGUCGCAAAGGACUAUUCCUACACGCUUCUCGACCCGCGCGACCUCAAAGACUUCGCGGGUCUCUCGACGUGCAGUGUCAUUCAGAAGCAGAAGAUCGCGCUGGGUGUUGGUUGGGAGCUUGUCAAAUGGCAUCUCGAGGGGAUGUACGGGAGUGUUGAAGAAGGGUCGGACAAGCAGGGCGUGCCUACGCUGCGUGUUAUGGGCGUUGUGGAUGUGAAGCACACCCAGGAGCAUGAACUCACGAUCGAGUGGGACUCAAGUGCAAGCAACGAUAUGAUCGCAGAUUCAACACUGACUCUCAUAACCGGAAUUGACAGGAGCCCUGCCUCCGUAAAAUUAACCACCCAACCGCAUUCACACUCAAAACACGAUCACGAACACCCGCACGCGGACGUUCACCAUGAAUCCUCCGAUGUAAUACGUAUUCAACGACUGGCCAUGUUCCUCGAGGCGCACUUCGGCGAAGUGGAACUCCACAUGCCGGAUCCCUCUGAAGAGGAAGCGGACGCAGAACAAGAAGGCGGGGGCGAACCUUCGCUCCUGGUAAACCUAGACGAAGCUGAUGCUCAAAUCAACCUUGUUACAUUGGAGGUUACUAGUCCUAACGAGGGGUUGCGCAAACGCGUGGAAGCGGUCCUUGAUAUGGCGUUGACUACGGUAAGCUCUCUAGCUGAGAGCUUUGCUCCAAGGACUACCAAUCUGUCCAACGAUACGGAUAUUGUUGAUGAGAAGAAGAACAAUAUCGCAGUGGACGAUGUCGCAGUGAACGGAAAACACGAUGAUGAAGCGAACGGGGCGGAGGCGAAGGAUGUUAAGGCCAAGGCUGAGGACGAUACUAAUUAG
This is a messenger RNA of Pleurotus ostreatus (oyster mushroom), 2304 nucleotides long. It is a transcript of the gene YSH1, whose product is annotated as endoribonuclease ysh1. Gene Ontology annotation, molecular function: RNA endonuclease activity; 5'-3' exonuclease activity; RNA binding. The transcript has 11 exons. Lineage: Eukaryota; Fungi; Basidiomycota; Agaricomycetes; Agaricales; Pleurotaceae. Gene Ontology annotation, cellular component: mRNA cleavage and polyadenylation specificity factor complex. The coding region runs from base 1 to 2304 and encodes 767 amino acids. Gene Ontology annotation, biological process: mRNA 3'-end processing by stem-loop binding and cleavage. The record is from RefSeq and is a predicted model, not a curated record.